Molecule: messenger RNA, 1802 nt
Organism: Haliotis rubra (blacklip abalone)
Lineage: Eukaryota; Metazoa; Mollusca; Gastropoda; Lepetellida; Haliotidae
Product: monocarboxylate transporter 13-like
Exons: 5
Coding region: 206-1462 (418 amino acids)
Biological process (GO): transmembrane transport; monocarboxylic acid transport
Molecular function (GO): monocarboxylic acid transmembrane transporter activity
Source: RefSeq, a predicted model, not a curated record
UCUAUACAGCCUUCAAGGUGUGGUCACACCCCACUGAACAGUCAGCUGACUCGCUUGGUUGAAAUCGAAAUGUAGCGAGCCCAGACUAGAUAUUUCUGGUUUUAGCUGGAUUUGUAUCUCCGUGAGCCCAGUAGGUUUCACACGGCACAAUAAUUCUCACAUCUCGGGAGCAGUGGAAGCAAACGCAGACGACAACAGACAGGUGAUGGCGUUCUCUUCCGAUAUUGACCGAGGAUGGGCGUGGCUGGUAGUGGCGUCCUCUUUUAUAAUCCACACCUUGACGUACGGCGUGGCGUGGUCCACAGGUGUCUACAACACCAUCUUCAUCGACGCCUUCGGUGACAGCAAAUCUGUGACUGCGUGGGCUGGGUCGUUGACGUCCGCCUCGAUGUAUGCAGCAGGUCCUCUCGCUAGCGUUCUCACCAACAAGUUCGGGUGUCGCCCGAUUGUGAUGGUGGGAGGGGCUCUAAGCGCCGGGGGCCUCAUGCUGAGCUUCUUUGCUCCUAACAUCUACUACCUCUACUUCUCGUUCGGGAUCAUGACUGGUCUGGGGUUCGGGAUCGCGUUCAUUCCUGCCAUCACAGCAGUAGCUCACUGCUUCGAAAAAUACAGAGGCAUCGCUACUGGAAUAACAGUGUCCGGAGUUGGUGUGGGCACGUUCAUCUUUCCCCCAGUCAUAACGCUUCUACGUCACAUGUUCGGCUGGAGGAGUUCUCUCCUCUUGGUCGGCGCCAUCUGCCUGAACAUAUGUGUGUGUGGAGCUCUCGUGCGACCCGUGCGGCGUGUGGAGCUUAGACAAGAAAAACCAAAAGUGUUUGACGUCACAGCCUUCCGCAAAUGCGCGUAUCUGUUUUUAGUUUGUAACAACGUUCUCGUUUGCUUUGGACUUUCAAUAGUGUAUCUUCAUCUAAUGGCGUUUGCCGAAGUAAGUGGACGAACGGAAAACGAGAGUUCAAUGCUGAUGUCAUCCAUUGGUGUCGCCAAUCUGAUUGGACGCUUUGCACUUGGUUCGUUCGGUAACCAUCCACGCGUGAAUGUGGUCAUUGUGUAUUCAGUGUGUUUCAUAUUAAGUGGGAUGACGGCAUGCUUCUACCCGGUGCUUAGCAACAGCUACAUUGCCAUGGUGACAUUGUCUUCGUUGUUUGGCUUCUUCACUGCCUGCUUUGGAGCCCUUUUACCAGCGCUUCUUGUGCAGAUUCUUGGAAUUCACAGAUUUGCAAAUGGCUAUGGCUUUCUGAUGAUCUUCAUGGCUCUGGGACAAAUGAUUGGCGGGCCAUUUGCUGGGCUGCUCUACGACAUCACUGGUUCCUACGAUACUUCAUUCUACGUCGGAGGCUCUGUCAUCAUCCUAGGAGGGGUUCUCCCCCUUUUCAAAGCGUGUCGCAAGAAGGCGGACAAUGAAAUGUCAGAUCUGGAAGUCGCUGUGGUUGAAGAGGAGAAACAACCACUUCCGGCAGCUUAAUGACGUCAUAAUCUAUGACGUCACAUAAUUUAAUGUUGCCGUGCAACAGUUAAAUCUUUACCCAUAUGUGGGUAUGUGAUCUUUGUAAGCUUGUGAUAUUUGAAUGCGGAGAGGACACAUGGCUGAGAUUGUAUGUCUGGCGGCAAUGUAGCUGUAGUAUAAGGCAUGUCAGAAAACUACGCCGAAAGAGUGACAGCAUGAGCACAUUUUUUCUCAAACGUAAUGAAAAGGAGAUUAAGCGCAUUGAAAGCAAAAGUGAUGGUGCAAAAACAUUUUUAUAUUUUUGUUUCCUCAUGAAGGGGCAGUGGGGUAGCCCAGUAGUUAAGCGUUCUCUCGUCAA